UCCCUCCUCUCUUUAUUUUUCGUUUUUAUUUAUUUUUUUUGUCUCUGUAUCUGUAAUUAAAAGUCAGAAAUGAAUAAAAUAAUAGAAUAUAAGAAUUUGCCUCCAAGAUUCCAGUUCAUGCGAGGAAAACGAUGGCGUCGAUCGCACUCAAUUCCCCAGAAGCAAGUACAAUACUUUUACAAAUCCAAGCAAACCACAAAUCACACCUUAAUAAGACAGCCUUGCUAGCCAUAUAUAUAAAUGUAAAUAUAUACACACACACACACCAACAUAUAUAUAUAUACACACACACACACACACACACACACUUGAUAUGUGCCAGUUCAUAGCCUUUUAAGCUCGUACUCCUACCUCUCUGUAUUUCGCCCAAACUGUAACUGGAUCUCUCCUCGAAACUAGGGUUUCAAGUGAAAAGCUCGUCGAUCUCUGGAAAUGCUUCUUGACUGAUUCACUAUUUGUUCAAGAGAUUCUCUUGGUGUGCUUGGUUGAUCUCGAUUGGGGGCUCUGAGAAUGGACGGUGGAGAUAGAACGGUUAGGUUGGGGGCUCUGAACCUGAAGGCGGAUCGGGGCGGAUUUGAUUCGGGUCCGGAUGUGUCCGUUUCGUCGCCGGUGACGAGGCAGAAAGCCGCGGCGGCCAAGCAGUUCAUAGAGAAUCACUACAAGAACUAUCUACAGGAAUUGCAGGAGCGCAAAGAGAGACGGCGUGCACUUCAGAGAAAGGCACAAGAGGCUGAGAUAUCUGUGGAGGAACAAGAGCAGAUGCUGAGGAAUUUAGAACGCAGAGAAACUGAAUAUAUGAGGCUACAAAGACGUAAAAUUGGAAUUGAUGACUUUGAGCAAUUAACUGUAAUUGGUAAAGGUGCAUUUGGUGAGGUGAGGUUGUGUCGGGCGAAAAACACAGGAGAGAUUUUUGCUAUGAAGAAAUUGAAGAAGUCAGAGAUGCUUAGCCGUGGACAGGUUGAGCAUGUCCGCUCCGAGAGGAACUUGCUCGCUGAGGUUGAUAGCCGCUGCAUAGUUCAACUCUUUUAUUCCUUUCAAGAUUCUGAUUUCUUGUAUCUUAUCAUGGAGUAUUUACCUGGUGGUGAUAUCAUGACCCUAUUGAUGAGAGAAGAUGUUCUUUCUGAAGAUGUUGCAUGUUUUUAUAUUGCGGAAAGUAUUCUAGCCAUUCAUUCAAUUCAUCAACACAACUAUAUUCAUAGGGACAUAAAACCGGACAACCUGAUAUUGGACAGAAAUGGCCAUUUGAAACUUUCAGAUUUUGGCUUGUGUAAACCUCUCGACGACAAGUAUUCGACAAUGCUAUUGGAAAAUGAAGAUUUAAUGAACCAGGAAACCAUUUCUGAAAAUGAAGGAAAAUCUGCCAGUGAUAGAGUCCCUUGGUUGAUGCCAAAAGAAAAAUUACAGCAAUGGAAACGCAAUCGCCGUGCAUUGGCCUUUUCAACUGUUGGGACUCUUGACUAUAUGGCUCCUGAAGUGUUGCUCAAGAAGGGGUAUGGAAUGGAGUGUGAUUGGUGGUCACUUGGGGCAAUUAUGUACGAAAUGCUUAUAGGUUAUCCUCCCUUCUGUUCUGACGAUCCAAGGAUAACAUGCCGCAAGAUAAUCAAUUGGAGAACAUGCCUGAAAUUCCCUGAGGAACCAAAAAUAUCAGAUGAGGCUAAGGAUUUGAUCUGUCAUUUGUUAUGUAAUGUUGAAACAAGGUUGGGAACCCGAGGAGUAGACGAACUAAAGGCACAUCCGUGGUUCAGAUGCAUUCAAUGGGACAGACUUUACGAAAUGGAAGCUGCGUAUAAACCUACAGUCACCAGUGACUUGGACACGCAGAAUUUUGAGAAUUUUCCUGAAGUGGAGGGCCAGCCGUCCACAAUUCCAACAGUGGGACCUUGGCGGAAGAUGUUGACAUCUAAAGAUACUAAUUUUAUUGGAUAUACUUUCAAGAAAUCAGAUGUCCUUAAAUCACUUGAAAAUUCAGGUACAUACAUGAGAUCAAAUGAAUCUUCAAAGGCUCCCUCUCUAAUAUCCUUGUUAGGUCGGAUUGACUUGCAAGAAACCGUGAUAUCAGAGGGUGAGCAGAAGCAGGAAACGUGAUUUUUCUACAAGAGUUGGUGACAAUAACUUCUCUGUGCACAGUCAGACAAGCUGUUAUAGAAGACUUGAACGACAAAAUUGCUGCCUGGUGGCGCGAAUAAAGAGUUCACCUUUAAGUGUUUAUACAAUCUUGGGGGCUAUUCUUUCUUUUUCGACCAAAUUACUAGACAAAAGAUAAACGUGACGUGGUAAAGCCAAUAAUUAUUAGGUUCAACGUGAACCAACCAUUUUCUUUUUAAUCGUACAAUCUUAUCAAAAACGAAGAUAAGGUUUCUCUUUUCUUUUUUUUCUUUUUUUUCUUUUUUUUUUGUUUUUUUUGUUUGGAAAAUCUCUUAUUUGUAUUUACAAUGCUUAA
Molecule: messenger RNA, 2440 nt
Organism: Morus notabilis
Lineage: Eukaryota; Viridiplantae; Streptophyta; Magnoliopsida; Rosales; Moraceae
Product: serine/threonine-protein kinase tricorner
Exons: 12
Coding region: 511-2085 (524 amino acids)
Biological process (GO): peptidyl-serine phosphorylation; intracellular signal transduction
Molecular function (GO): ATP binding; protein serine/threonine kinase activity
Source: RefSeq, a predicted model, not a curated record